Molecule: messenger RNA, 748 nt
Organism: Telopea speciosissima
Lineage: Eukaryota; Viridiplantae; Streptophyta; Magnoliopsida; Proteales; Proteaceae
Exons: 3
Coding region: 4-717 (237 amino acids)
Source: RefSeq, a predicted model, not a curated record
AGGAUGAAGGGUAGUCAGACUCCCCAGAAGGAACUGCCAAGGUCCGCAGAGUCUGCAAUUCGGCGAGUGAAGGAGGCUUCAUCGAAAUCUCCCUCCGAGCAAGUGAAAAAGUCUCUAAAGAUCUCCAAGAAAUGCUUGGACUCUGCGUUUACAGCUAUUCCAGAAGAUCAAUCUCCUCGAAAAUCGGAUUCUAGUUCGAACGAUUCCAAUUACGUAUUGGUGAACUCCUCUGUUGAUCAAAACAAACAACUCUCGGAGGUCCUCGAGCUUUCGAUGAAUCCAGAUUUCCCAGUCUCUUCUGUAACAUUUGAUCCGUUUGAAGUCUCUCCAUCGACUACGAUCGUUGAGGAGAACCAAGAAACUAGCAGUGGUAUGAUCGAGUAUAAUGGAUCCGUAAUCGAUUGCGACACUCCAAAGACCGGAAGUAUUGAUGUUGGAAUUGCAGUAAAUUUCAUCAGAGAAGCUUUGUUUCAGGCCACCAGUUCCCCUGUCGUCGAUCUCCGAUCAAAGAAGAUUUUGGAUUCUGUGGUUAAGAUCGUUAUCGAUGAUUUGUAUGGUUUUCCGGAAGAACGAGUCCGUUGUCCUGAGGUAAUGUCGACAAAGCUUCGUAUUGGACUUCUAAAUUCAUUGCUGUGGCUUGUUCCGGUCUCGGUGCUUGCCGUUGCUCUAUCGAAUUUGUUUGCCGGCAGCUCUUUCCCUGAUCCACCGCCAACAUGAAUUGUAGAUGUAUCCACUCUACGCUUCUGGC